AUGACCAGCGAAGAAGAGAAGACAGUAUGUGUGACAGGAGCUUCAGGUUACUUUGCUUCAUGGAUCGUUAAGCUUCUCCUUCUCUGUGGCUAUACUGUUAAAGCCUCUCAUUUGCUUGCAUUAGAAGGUGCAAAGGAAAGGCUUCAACUGUUCAAAGCAAACUUGUUAGAAGAAGGCUCUUUCGAUUCAGCGAUCGAUGGUUGCCAAGGAGUUUUCCACACCGCAUCACCAUUCUAUCACGAUGUCAAAGAUCCUCAGGCUGAGUUACUUGAUCCAGCGAGAGUCGUCCUAACCUCAUCUAUAGCAUCUGUUGCUUUCAAUGGUAUGCCUCGAACACCUGAAACCAUUGUUGAUGAAACUUGGUUCGCUGAUCUUGAAUAUUGCAGAGCUGCCAAGCUAUGGUAUGUACUAUCCAAUACACUAGCUGAAAACGCAGCGUGGAAAUUUGCCAAAGAGAACGAUUUACAGUUGGUUUGGAUAAAUGCAGAAAUGGUGAUCGGUCCUCUUUUACAACCCACGCUCAACACUAGUGCUGCUGCAGUUCUAAGCUUGAUCAAAGGUAAAGAGAAAAGAUUCAGCAUUGGUUUGAUGCAGUCAUGUAUCCCAUCCGGCCGCACCAGAGCUCACUGUCUUCACACAGCUGCAAUCUUUCCAAACCUCCUCAAUGAAACCAUCUUUGCUAAACUCCCCCUGAGUCAAGGCUUCAACCUUCCACCUCUAGGAAGGUACAUCACCAUGUACUUCACCAAGUACGUCACCGAGUACUUCACCAAGUACGUCACUGAGUACUUCACCAAGUACGUCACCGAGUACGUCAACACCAGACGCACACCACAGAUACCAACGAGCACGUCACACCAAUGCACAGCUUGGUCACCAUACCUCAACGGACACACCAAAACGCUUGAUCACCCAAAAUAUGGAAGUCGUCGAGGUAUAACAAAAUAUUGA
This is a messenger RNA of Brassica napus (rape), 951 nucleotides long. Its product is annotated as phenylacetaldehyde reductase-like. Lineage: Eukaryota; Viridiplantae; Streptophyta; Magnoliopsida; Brassicales; Brassicaceae. The coding region runs from base 1 to 951 and encodes 316 amino acids. The record is from RefSeq and is a predicted model, not a curated record. The transcript is spliced from 6 exons. Gene Ontology annotation, molecular function: oxidoreductase activity, acting on the CH-OH group of donors, NAD or NADP as acceptor.